AUGCCACCGAAAAAGAAAGAUGGUGCAGAGGAGCGCUUACCCCUAAUGGGUCGGAUAGGAACAAAUUUAAAGAUGGGUAUUCUUGGAGUUCCAAACGUCGGAAAAAGCACUUUUUUCAAUGUGCUAACGAAAAGUCAAGCACAAGCAGAAAAUUUCCCUUUUUGUACGAUUGAUCCUAACGAAAGUCGUGUACCUGUUAAUGAUAACCGUUUCGAUUGGUUGGUAGAGCAUUUCAAACCGCUCAGUAGAGUCCCGGCAUUUUUAAAUGUUGUUGAUAUUGCUGGUUUGGUGAGUGGCGCUUCCGAAGGAUUGGGUCUUGGCAAUGCUUUCCUAUCACACGUUGGUGCGUGCGAUGCGCUUUUUCAUCUCUGUCGUGCUUUUGAUGACGACAAUGUGACACAUGUGGAAGGUGAAGUUAAUCCAGUUCGGGAUCUUGAUAUAAUACAGAAAGAGCUUAUCAAGAAAGACCUACAGUAUCUGGAAGGCGUUAUAGAUAAAAUGGAGAAAAUUGUUGUAAGAGGUGGUGAUAAAAGCAGGAAGCUGGAGUAUGAAACACUACUGAAGGUGAAAAAACUAUUAGGUGAGGAUGGUCAACCUGUUCGUCUGAUGAUAUGGAAUGAAAAAGAAGUGGAAAUACUGAACCAUCACUUUCUGUUAACGGCUAAACCCAUUGUUUAUUUGAUCAAUCUUUCAGAUGCGGAUUACAUCAGGAAGAAGAAUAAGUGGCUACCAAAAAUUAAAACCUGGUUGGCUGAAAGUGACCCACACGCUGUUUGCAUUCCAUUUAGUGGUACAUUGGAGUUGAAGCUUAUGGAAAUGCCAGAAGAUGAGCGACUCACCUUUUUGAAAGAACAGAAUACAACAAGCGCACUGGAUAAAAUUGUGAAGAAUGGCUAUAAGGCGCUACAACUUGAAUACUUUUUCACCUGUGGCAAGGAUGAAGUAAAAGCGUGGACAAUCCAGAAAGGAACAAAAGCACCGCAAGCAGCUGGAAAGAUUCAUACGGAUUUUGAGAAAGGAUUUAUUAUGGCUGAAGUAUGUAAAGUGAGCGACUUGAUGGAGCUGGGCAGUGAAAAUGCUGUAAAGGCAGCGGGGAAGUAUCGUCAACAAGGAAGAAAUUAUAUCGUUGAAGAUGGUGAUAUAAUAUUGUUUAAAUUUAAUGCUGGUGCUGGACUUACGACUAAAAAGAAGUGA
Molecule: messenger RNA, 1194 nt
Organism: Cercopithifilaria johnstoni
Lineage: Eukaryota; Metazoa; Nematoda; Chromadorea; Rhabditida; Onchocercidae
Source: the annotation of a GenBank genome assembly